This is a messenger RNA of Aphanomyces astaci, 723 nucleotides long. RefSeq lists its product as hypothetical. The record is from RefSeq and is a predicted model, not a curated record. The transcript is spliced from 5 exons. Bases 1 to 723 code for a protein of 240 amino acids. Lineage: Eukaryota; Oomycota; Saprolegniomycetes; Saprolegniales; Verrucalvaceae.
AUGCAGCAGAUCUUGCUCCUUGUGCUUAUAGCGUGCGCUGCCCUUGGCGCGCCGUCCCAUCCAGCAUUGCGCCAGUCGCCAGCACAAGAACCUUCCGAAGCGCUCGUUGCGCGGUUCUUUCAAAUUCACAACAAGCGCAUGGGCACCACUCAACGCCGACUUCUUGGCAAAAGCUCCCCCGUCUUUUUGUACGUCGAGUACUCAAGCGCACACCACGAGCGUGUCGUCUUGCACAUGAACGUGUUGGCCACGAUGCACAAGUCGCUCGGGGUGGCGUUGGAGUACCGGUGGUACUAUGGGUACUCGCAGUCCGUACCCGACUACACGGCGGCCAACAUCCAAUCAGGGGCUAUAGGCACCAAAGACAACUUUUUCGAGUACGCCGACAUAGUUCACAUCGCACUGCACCGUGCGGGAGGGGUGACGCCUAUGAAAACACCAUACACAACGGACGGACCGAUGGCCUUUUACAAAUUGUCGCGAGCUGGCAUCUACUUUCAAUUUGAGGGGGUUCUCCCUUCCAAUGCCUAUGACGGUGGAACUUGGGCGGCGGCAUGCGACUGCAAUAUUACAUCCAACAAGCCCGGGUUGGCCGUGAUGGCCCGGGGGGGGGGUCUUAGAAGCCAACCCGACCACCCCGGCACCAACGUCGACUACCAACAUACGUGGGUCGCGUUUUACAACGACCACAGCACGGCCGACAUGAUGAUCUAUCGAAACUGA